UUGGUGCUGAGAUCGAUGAAGUGGCUGGCAGAGCGAAGAAGAGGAGGAAGAGGAGGAGGAAGAUCUCGGCAGAUAAUGAAAGAAAAAGCACCGCGGAGCUGCUAAGACCAACGCGGGCGAACGCGGAGCAAAAUUACGAGUGGGGGAAGAAGAAAACGAAGGAUUAAAGGCAUAUGUAUCUUUUUUGGGGGGGUGGAGAACACAAAAAGCUUGACGGAGGUUUUCGGACCGUGCGUGUGCACGUCGCUCAAUGCAGGAGAUGCUCAGCAGAAGUCGCGGACGCGCGCUGAAGGCACAAAAGGACGCUUGAAGAGGGUCUUCCUGUGGGUGACGUGGGAGUGCCAGGAAGUAUUUAACGGCGCUCACAUCAUUAAUUAGCCGCCGCAAAUCAAUACAUUCCCACUCAUCGAUAAAUCCAUCCGGGAUGGACGGGAGUCUGGGAGAGAUGUCGCUGCACGGCCACACCGAGCUUCACUCGCGGGACCUCUCGGCCGCCUUCCCCCGGCCCCCCUUGGGCGCCGCCGGGCCUCCUCUGGAAGCCGAGCCGCGGGCGCCUCCGCCGACCUUCGAGCACUCCAUGUCGGCGCUGGGCUACAGCGGCGACUCCCCGUCGGCGUCGGGGAGCACCUACACCACCCUGACCCCCUUGCAGCCCUUCGACGACAAGUUCCACCACCAUCAUCAUCAUCACCACCCCUGUCUCCCCGUCAGCAACGUCAUCGGGAGUUUCACGCUGAUGCGCGAGGAUCGCGGCGGCGGCGGCGGCCUCCCAGCCAACUUCUACAACCCUUACGCCAAAGAUCUCGCCAUGACGCCGCCCUCCUCGGGUUUGGGCUCCAUGCACGGCUACGGGAGUCCCAACAGCGGGGGCGGAGGCGGCGGACAGAUGCUCCACGGCGGUUACGACGUCCACGGCGGGAGCCUCUUCUGCAGGACCUCGGACUUUGGGCGGGAGAUGUCGCCCCCGGGAUUGGGCGCCGGCGACAUGGCCAUGGGGCACCAGCUGAACAAAAUGGACGGAGCGGCCCACCACCCUCACAUCUACAGCCAGCACUACCAGGCCCACCACCAUCACCACCACCACCACCCCGGCCAGCAGGCCGCCAAGAUCGUGGACCACCUGCAUUCCCUCUCAUCUUCCCAGGGGGACGGCGACCUGGGUGGCAGCUCCCCAGGGGGCGGGGGCGGCGGCGAGGAGAUCAACACCCGAGACGUGGCGCAGAGGAUCAUCACGGAGCUGAAGCGCUACAGCAUCCCGCAGGCCAUCUUUGCCGAGCGGGUCCUGUGCCGCUCGCAAGGGACGCUCUCGGACCUCUUGAGGAACCCCAAACCCUGGGCCAAGCUCAAGUCCGGACGCGAGACCUUCAAGAGGAUGUCCCGGUGGCUGCAGGAGCCCGAGUUCCAGAGAAUGGCCUCGCUUCGGCUGGAGGCUUGCAAGAGGAAGGAGCAAGAGCAGAGUAAGCUGGAGCGGAACCAGGGGCCCAAGCGUACUCGGCUGGUGUUCACCGACCUCCAACGCCGCACGCUGCUGGCCAUCUUCCGGGAGAACCACCGGCCUACCAAGGACUUGCAGGUGACCAUUUCGCAGCAGCUGGGCUUGGAGCUCUCCACCGUCAGCAACUUCUUCAUGAACGCACGCCGCCGCAACCUCAGCAAGUGGAGCGACGAGGGCCGCCCGUCCUCCACCGGGUCCUCGGGAUCCAGCGCCUCGUCCUCGGCCGUGUCCUGCAGUACGGCCUGAUGGCGGCGGCGGCGGCGAGGGGACACGAGGCCGAGUCUGAGCAGUGAUCGGCCGGCGUGAAAUGUCCUCGUGGAGGCGCGGAAGCAGCCGUGAUCCACCAUUUCAAACCAAAGCGUGGGGCGGGUGCCCUGGAGUGGAGAUAGAGGGCGCCGCAGUCAUACGAGCACGGAGCGGGUUGUCUGGCUCGUACAGUGGUACCUUAACUUUCCAGUCAACUAAACUCAGCUAUUGUUUCAUUUUUUUUA
This is a messenger RNA of Syngnathus acus (greater pipefish), 1986 nucleotides long. RefSeq names its product one cut domain, family member, like (gene onecutl). The record is from RefSeq and is a predicted model, not a curated record. The transcript is spliced from 3 exons. Gene Ontology annotation, biological process: regulation of transcription by RNA polymerase II. The coding region runs from base 425 to 1741 and encodes 438 amino acids. Gene Ontology annotation, cellular component: nucleus. Gene Ontology annotation, molecular function: DNA-binding transcription factor activity, RNA polymerase II-specific; RNA polymerase II cis-regulatory region sequence-specific DNA binding. Lineage: Eukaryota; Metazoa; Chordata; Actinopteri; Syngnathiformes; Syngnathidae.